UUAAAAAAAAUUUUCAUCAUUUUUUGCCUUCCUCUAAACAACUAUGCAAAAUCUAAAUACAUCAAUUGUUGGAGGAGAGGAAGGAAUUCACCAACAAAAACUUCCUUUUUUUCAACAAGCUUCCGAGCCAACUCCUCUUUUAUCUUCACAAAAUUGGAAUGAAAAUAUAAAUAUUUGUCAAAAUUCUCAACUUUUUCAGAAACAAGAAUUUAAUCAAUUUUAUGGAAUUGUGCCCUUCACCGAUAUUUCAACAGAUUUUCUUCAACAAAAUCAACAAAUUUAUGAAGAACAUAAAAUCCAAACACAAAAUAAUUCUGUUCUACUCGAUUUACAAACAAAUUCUUUAUCAGAUCAAUUCUCCUCUUACAGUAAUAUGAUUGGGGAAAAUGACAAUUAUUUAACACAACAAUUAAAUAGUAUACAAUCAACACAACAAAAUGAAUUACUUUUAAUAACAACCCCAACCUCCUCCUCUACUUUAACUUCAAAAUCACCAACAGAAUUUCCAUUAUAUCCCCCAACAUCCUUAAACAAUCCAAAUUUUCUUCUUCAACAAUCCUCCCCUUCCCUACCUUUAACUAAACAAUUUUCGUCAUUAGAAUUUUCAGAACAACAAACAAAAAUAUUUAAUAACAACAACAACAAUAUCCCCCAAUUUUUAUCAAACAAUUCAAAUAUAAAUUCAACAGAUAAUUUGUCUAUUUCGUCAAAUAGAAAAUCAAAUCUUGUAAACACAAAGAAGUCGCUAACUUCACGUCGUUUAAAUGGAAGUAUUCAAUCUAGUACAAGAAAACGUCGAAGAGAAAGAUUUAAUAAUACAAAUCAGUUAAUGUGUGAAACAAAACAAUUAAAUCAAAUAUUAAAUAUUGAUGAAAAUAAUGAAAAAGAAAAGGCUUUGUUAUAUCAACAAAUUGGGCUUUUAAAGGCAAAUGAUAUGAUAAAAGAUGUAAUAAAAUCAGAACAACUUGUUAACACCCCAACAGCAAUAAAUGAAGAGAAUAAAACAAAUAUCCCACCAAUAUGCAUUCAUUGUAAGGAACAAAUUCAAGAACCAGAAAUGCUUUUAUUAAAAAAGAAGGAAAUAAAAUUAAAUGAAAUAAUAUCCGAAAAUAAUUUAAAUUUAAAAGAAGAAAAUACUCAACAACAAAAACAACAAUUUUAUCACUUAAAAUGUUUAAAUUGUUCUGUGUGUAAUUUAGAUUUAAAAUCAGAAGAUAAAUGUUUUGUAAACGAUAACAAAAUAUAUUGCUGUAAUUGUUAUGGAAAGUAUGCAAAGACGAUGAUGGAGUCCUUUAAGGACUCGCUAAAGCACUCCUAG
Messenger RNA from Meloidogyne enterolobii, 1318 nucleotides. The record is from the annotation of a GenBank genome assembly. NCBI's taxonomy places the organism in Eukaryota, Metazoa, Nematoda, Chromadorea, Rhabditida, Meloidogynidae.